Aethina tumida (small hive beetle) is the source of this 3029-nucleotide messenger RNA. Its product is annotated as thioredoxin domain-containing protein 11. The record is from RefSeq and is a predicted model, not a curated record. The coding region runs from base 149 to 2632 and encodes 827 amino acids. The transcript has 12 exons. Lineage: Eukaryota; Metazoa; Arthropoda; Insecta; Coleoptera; Nitidulidae.
UGUUAUUAAAUAUGUUCAUCCAAGAAUAAAUAAAUACAAGAUUUUCGCUUUAAAAAACUGACAAAGAUGUUUUGAAAUGUUAAACCAAUUCUUAUUCAUGACAUGCUAAGGUACUGCUUAUUCAAAAAAACACUAUUUAAGAAAUAUAAUGAUAAGUGAUAAUAAUUCAAAUAAUGCAAAUGUUGAAGAAUACUCAAGUGCCGGCAGUGACAGUGAAGAGAACGAUUUACGUGAAGAAGACUUGUCCGAUAAUAGUGUUAGACCUCCGACUUUUGCGCUUAGAAUGUUAUAUUUAUCGAAGGAGGUCGCAAUAUUCACUCUUAUUGUUGUCACAUAUGCGGCUCUAACAAAUGAUCCUCCUAAAGUUACUAAAAGUCCGGCCGCAUAUCCGUUCUUCUCAAAGAACAGUAUUAUUAAAGACUGGUACAGAGGCCAAAUCAGCAAAGGCAUCGAACUCGCCAGAUCAUCAGAUAUUACGUUUUUGAUGUUCUAUGCACCUUGGAGUGCCGAAAGUCAACAUGCCAGAACUGAAUUGGAAAAAGCUGCUCAACAUAUGCAAAAGUAUGUCACUUUUGCUGCAGUCAACUGCUGGCAACCAAAUGGAGAGUGCAAACUGCAAUACAACAAGGUAUACAAAUGGCCUGUGCUAGUAGCUUAUCCUUCUCAUGGAAGGGGCAUUCAGUAUACAGGACCAUUAGAAGCUCAGUACAUCAUCAAGUUCUUGCAGUGUGUUUGCCAUCCCAUUGAAAGGAAAACUGAGGAAACCAUAACAGAAUAUCAUGAUGUUUAUGUGACCGCAACGUUAAACGCAUCGCCCGGCAGCGCUGAUUUUGCGAUAUACUAUCUAACAGCAUUAAAAUAUCUAGAAAAAGAGCCCACGAAAAGCGUUAAAUUCUACGUGACAUCUUCGGAAGUUGAACAACCCGAAGUCCGCCUACACCUUUGGAACGUCACAUUGACAUUCCCUAUUCAAACUAAAGACUGGAAUUCCGAUACGCUUAUGCAAUGGAUCGUUGAUAAUAUUUCCGUCGUGACUUCUUGGAUGACGCCGAGCGGUUCGAAAAGUGCACAGCUUUCAAAAGUGUUGUCGCACAAUCCUACACUGAUAUUAUUUACGCCUAGAAAUCCUCUGCAUUUUAAUAUUGAUUAUUAUGAUAUGUUACAACUGAUCAGCAGAGAAUAUUACGAUUGCGGAGAUGUGUACAUCCAUCUGGAUAUGUUUCACAUACGAACGAAAAGAUUGAUAAACUACAUGGAAUACAAGAAGCGAUUGAAGAGGUGCUCCGAAUUCAAAGACGCGUUCGAAAAUUUCAACGUCCAUGUCAUCGCUAACGUGUGGAACAACAUCAGUUGCUGGCAUGAAGACAAAUUGUGUCAAAGAACGUUGGUUAAAAGUUCCACAAUGAAAGGCAAACUUAAAGAUGAAUUACAUUAUUGUCGGGAUAUGGAAGAGAACUGUUUCAAAAUGAAGUACUUAAGAAAUAAGCAUAAAUAUCCGAUCUCAAUGUAUACUGGCUAUACUGAUCACAGAUCAGCCGAAAACCUUCUGGCAAUCCACGAAAACGAGUCGUGCAGAGGGUUUUUGUUGGCCGAGGAGUUCUCACCUCAUAUUUUCGAGCAGGAUAUCAACAUGGGGAAUGUGCAGGACGUGUCGGGAUUAGCGUGUAAGGUAAACCACAGUUUGCAGUUUGUUGCCAUUGACAGCCUGUUGCACUAUCAGUUCGCUGAACGAUUGGGAAUCGAUUUAAACAAGUAUAAAGACAAAACUGCUGUCGUCAUCGUUAACGAAAAGAUGGAAAGUCAUUAUAUAAUGCACCAAUCAGUCUCAACUGAAGACCUCAGAAAAUUCAUUCACAACUACACAAACAACUACUUGCCCAGAUCGUACGAGUCGAUAGCGACGAUUGAUUCGAAAAUCACCCACACGUUCGAAAACAAUUUGGAUUACUGCCGAAGUUGGAGCGAUGAUUACGUGUGCGUUCAAGAAUUAAGCUCGAAAACUUUUUUGCCUGUCGUAAUGAGUAAAAAAAAGGCGGUGCUUGUUUUUUAUUAUUCGAAACAGUGCGCAUUUUGCAGCGGAGCUUCUCACGCAUUCCUGACGGCGGCAAGAAAACUGUCUUCGGUUGAAAAUAUACUUUUUACCAGAAUUGAUGGCGAUAUUAAUAUUUUGCCGUGGCAGUACACUAUGGAAAGUUAUCCUACCAUUAUAUAUUUUCCACCAGUGAUGAAAUCUGAAAGCAGAGUCUACCCCAGAAAUUUACCUAUAACUGUUCCUAAUCUAAUUGGGUUUUUACUCACUCACUUAAGUCCAAGCAUGAAACUCCACACAUUAUGGAGUGUUUGUAAUAACAUACAGAAUUCUGAAGAAAGAUCAACGUGCCUCUCAAAUUUAAGGAUUGAAACACUCUCUUUAAUAGAAAACACCCUAUACCUUUGGAGGAGGUCAAAUAAACGACAUAAGCAAAUAAUGUUACACAAAUUGAGGAAUCUAAAACAACUGCACUUGUUACUAGCACACAAACCUUCCAAUGUAAAUUAUGUGAACUCAUUUUUUAAUAAAUUGCAUGUUAAACCCCAAACUUGUACAGAUUAUCAAUAUAUGCAAAGAGUAAAGUUAAAAGACGAAUUAUAAUAUCUGUUUAAGGAUUGUAAGAGAUUAAUUUCCGUGUUUUGUGUAUUAUGUGUACUUGGGUAUGGUAAUUACAGAAUGCGCCCAUCAAUAAAACAAUUUAUUAUGAACAAUUAUUCUGCUAAUUAAUUUAAUUAUUCUUUUAUUGAUUGGAUAAUUCUGUAUUAAUGGAACAUGGGUGAGAAAGUAUAUAUUCUGAAAGUGUAUUUUUAAACAGCCAAAGUAAAGUGCACUUAUAAAGACAUUCCAAUGAAAUCAGUUGGAUCACUCAGAUUUAGUUAAUAUUGAACAUAUACUUACCACUGUGAUACAAAUAUUAUUUAUGUACUAUUAACUUUGUAUAUAGAUAUUUAUGAAUAUAAUUAUAGAAAAAUAUGUUAUAAUAAAUUUUUAAAAUAUC